Drosophila takahashii is the source of this 4039-nucleotide messenger RNA. It is a transcript of the gene Sdc, whose product is annotated as Syndecan. Gene Ontology annotation, cellular component: membrane; cell surface. The record is from RefSeq and is a predicted model, not a curated record. NCBI's taxonomy places the organism in Eukaryota, Metazoa, Arthropoda, Insecta, Diptera, Drosophilidae. Gene Ontology annotation, biological process: cell migration.
ACACUUGCCGUCAUUCGAAAAAUUUUCACGGAACGAAGAAGGCACGGUACGUCCGGAUUUUAGCGCGAUUUCGUGUUUGGUCGCCACUCGAGUGUAAAGAAAUUUGUACACCCCCGAAAAUAGUGCGAGUGCAGAUUUGUAAAUACGAAGGCGGCAAAGAGUGUCUGGAAUAUAAAUAAUCGUAAUAAUUCCAUGUGUGCAUUUAAACAGCAUUUUUCUAGUGUCAAACCAGUUUGAAAAGUUCGAAUAUAUAUAGAUAAAUAUAUAUAUAUAUGUGUGCGGCCGCCAGUUCUAAUCGUUAAGUCAAUAAACAAACCUGGAAGCGAUUAGCUGAAAUCAAAACAACAGCAAUACCACAAGAAAUCAACGGGAAAAUGAAGCCAAAGCAGAAGAUUUCCGUAGAGCCGCUCUUGCUCGUCGCAAUUCUCCUUGGAAUUCUGGUAGCAGCCACCCACGCUCAAGAUCAGAAACUCGGGAAGCCGUCGGCGGCAGCGCCAUCACCAGCAGCCUCUCGACCCCGGGAUGAAAUCUACAUCGAUGAUGAUAGCAUCGAGGGCUCAGGCGGACGUGGCGGGAUACACGAAGAUCUAGAGAAAGAACCGGACUAUUCUGGCUCCGGCUUUGGACCCGAUGACGAGGACGCCGAACCCGACCAGCACUCGCACAGUUCGCACAACACGCGCGUCUCGCAGGGCGGCAACGCCGGCAUAAACAGUAAGCAUAACUCGAACGAGAACUUCGGCAAGAACAGCAAGAACAGCAACAGCGACCUCAUCUCGAGUAGAUUCAACAACAAUAAUAAUCACAAUCAGAUCGACAACAGCCAGAAUAUCAAUCUCAAUCCCAAUAAUAACCAUCAAACGAAUAGUGGCACAAUCAUUGGUAGUAGCACCACAGCGAAUAAUAAUAAUAUCAACAUCAACAGCCAGAACGGCAUCAUCAGUGGCAGUGGUAGUGAGAUCGGUGGCCAUAACUCAAUCGCAGCUCAUACACCAACACAAACCUCAUCCACAAUCUCAACAACAUCGAGUUCUUCGACACCAACGCCCACGACCACAACAACCACCACAACGACAACGACCACCACAACGGCAGUGCCAACAACCUCUACAACCGAAGAAUCCUAUCCCAUUUCUAACACCACAACGACAACAACAGCUUCGACGAUCCCCAUACCCUCACAACCAAAUCAGCCCAUAUUCCCGCCCUUUGACAAGGAUCUCGACUCGGAGGCCAGCGGUGAUGGUCAUGAUCCCAAUAUCGAUGACGAUGAGGAUGACUAUGAGUAUGGCAGCAAGGAGGAGGAGAAAGAAAUUGAUAUCGAUGGUCCCGAAUCUGGACAUGAUAAGCCAGAUGUUCCCCAACACUCCGAUGGUGACGAUGGAGUUUUCACCAAGGAUGAAAUCGAUGUGGAUGGCGCCGAUGAGGAUGAAAGUGUGGAUAGCGAUUUGGGUGGUCCGCGAAUCGGUGGCAACGAUGGAGAUGUUACAGAGCGCGAACCGGGCGCAGGUGGCAGCAACGUGCACGAAUUGGACCCCAACACGAACGUUAAUAGCCAGCCCUCCGACACGAAGGGCAUCGAUCACAGGCCCAACGGCAACGAAGUGGUCAUCAUGAGCGAGGACGAUCGCACGUCGAGCUUCUUCUCGCAGCCCGGAAUUCUGGCUGCUGUUAUUGGCGGUGCCGUCGUUGGCCUGCUCUGCGCCAUACUUGUGGUCAUGUUCAUCGUGUACCGCAUGAGGAAAAAGGACGAGGGAUCCUAUGCGCUGGACGAACCCAAGCGAUCGCCGGCCAACAAUUCGUAUGCGAAAAACGCGAAUAAUCGCGAGUUUUACGCCUGAGAUAAUGGCACGGCGCGCAGGUAUUAAGUUGACCACAAGUGCAGGAACAAACUGUGAGGACGAUAGUGCGGAAAACUGGACGGAGGCGGAGCGACUGGGUUUGGUCAGGCUCAACUGAAUACACUGUGCGGAGUGGGGGUGCAUCAUCAUCAGCAGUCCACUAAAACAAGGAUAGUUCAUCCGCAGCAGAAGCAGCUACAAAACUAACACAAAAAAUUGAAAAUUUUAAACAUUUUCAAAACACACACAAUUUUUCGUGAGGGGUAAUUAAAACUAAAAUAAAAAUAAAAAAAAUAUAAACAACAAAUCGGCAAAUAAUAAGAAAUGAAACAAAAAAAAUUGAAAACUUACCUGUAAGUUAAUGCAAAAUAGACACACACACAGACAGAUAACCGACUCUCUCUGCGUGUGUGGGUGUGUGUAUGCGACUUUUCUAAUUAAGUAAGUUUUAAGCGACAAAAACCAACAAAAAUAUCAAAUAUAAUUGCAAAUAAAUCAUGCGAAAUUUAAUAUAUAAAUAAUAUAUUAUAUAUAAAUAGUGAAACCAAUAUAAGGGCGGGCAAAAUUAAGCGAAUUAAUUAUGAAUUACGAGUAUGUAGAGCAAAAGCAGAAGGAGAAGGAGGAAAUUGAAUAAUAACUAUGAUAAUACACACACACACGCGCAUCCAACUACAUAGAUGUAAAGGCAACUUUCGUGCAUAUUGAAUAUAAAUGUAUGGAUUAUAUAUGUUAGCUGAAUAACGAAAGCGAAUUGGAUACAUCACGAUUAUCUCUCAACUCUCGAUAGACCCCCUCGUCGAACCACCCCCCACACACUCACACACUUAACUCUUUAUUUCAACAAUCAAUUGUCAAACGAAGUCCAAUGAAAAUAAUUAUAAUUAUGAAUUGUGCGGCACAUAACAAACGGAAAUCGAUGCAUAAAUGUUUUUAAGUUAUACAUAAGCAAAACUAUGUAAUUAUUAGUGUAAUUCCUAAAACAAACAAAAAAAAAAGAAAAGAAAAAACGAAAAAUACUAAAUGAAGCAAAAAACAGAUUUAUGAACACUGUGAACCUUCCUGGCAACUAAAAACCAACAGAAUUGAAAUGAAAACAACUAUUUCUACUUUUUUCUAGAAAACACAAAACCACGAAUAUUUAUUGAAACGAAGUUAAAAUUGAAAUUGGAACAUGAACAAGAAUUCAGAAUGAAAUGAGAUACAUGUAUCGUCAACGAGAAAGCAAUUGUACAUUAAUUUAGGUUUCCACUUGGGUUUUAGAGUUAUUCGAGAUUUCCUUCGCUUGACUCAACUGCUUCUUCCAUGGCUAAGAAUCAAAAUCGGAUUACGCAUUAAUUAUUGUGCAUUUAUUUAGUUUUUACGUUCGCUGUCAAUGACAAUUGUUUAGUUUUGCAAGCAAAAUACAAAAGCGAAUUACAAACGUUGAAAAACAAAAAACCAGAACAAGAACAACAACAGCCACAGAUCAUAACCACGACCAUGCAAUAGUGAAAAUUAAUUGUUAAGUUUACAAGGCGAAUUCAAUUAAAUUAAAACGGAAGCAGUCCAGCCACAAAUGUUAUACUCACCUAUACCAACCACGCCCCUAAAAACACAACCAACCAAUUAGCUGCAAUACUUGUUUAAUUGUUAGUCAACCAAUAUUCUCUCUCCAACUCUCAUGCCAUAUUUUCAUUGCGAAAAGAAAGUUAUGAAAAGAAACGAAACGAAAACUAAUAUAUAACAUAUAAGUAUAUAAUUAGCAACAUAAAUCAAUUGUGUGUGUAACUGUGUAUAAUGCAUAAAUAAUGAAUUAAACAUACUACUACUUCGACAGCAGAGCAUAUAACAAAGGGAAAUUUCGAACAUCAUCAUCAGAACAGAAAACUAUUUUCCCCCCUUCCGGAAUUCCAACUGAAACUCACACAAAAAACACACAGAACAAACAUGAACAGCAACAACAGCAACAGGAACUAAGCAAAAACAUUUUUCUGAACACAACUUUUUCUACACUGUAAAAAACGCAACUGCAACUUUUUUGAUAUGUACAAGUACUAUGUUUGUUCUACUCUCGACCCAUAGUACGUUUUGUCAAAUUUUACAUCAACUUUUUUUGCUACUUUGUAAGCGUUUAGUUUGUUAGUUUUUUAAAAUGCGCUGAAUGUACUGAGAAAUUGGUUUUGAUUUGCUAAAUAAAACUGGUAUAAAACUAAUUUAAA